Andrographis paniculata is the source of this 4191-nucleotide messenger RNA. Its product is annotated as flowering time control protein FPA. Bases 1593 to 3980 code for a protein of 795 amino acids. Gene Ontology annotation, molecular function: RNA binding. The record is from RefSeq and is a predicted model, not a curated record. NCBI's taxonomy places the organism in Eukaryota, Viridiplantae, Streptophyta, Magnoliopsida, Lamiales, Acanthaceae. The transcript is spliced from 3 exons.
UGGACUAGCUACAUCAAUUAACCAUUGUGAAGUGGAUGCUGCCUGUUCAACAGAUUGGGGUCUACACAGAAGUAAUUGCUGCACAAGAAAUAAUCACAUCAAGCAAAAUAAUUACAUAAAUAUUUGGAACUUGAAACCAAUAGUUGUGUAAAAUUAAAUCAUGAUCUAUAAUAUUAUUCAAGCCCCAUUGCAACCGGACUUCUUAUAGCCAUAUGGUUCUUUUCACAUUUGGGUACCAAUAGAAGUGUUGUCGUCCACCAAGCACCUCUGUACCAUAUCUUUUAUGGCAUGCCUUCAAAAGACAUUGUGUUAGGGUGGUGAAGCAUGACCGUGUGCAUUCAGCUUGAUAGAAUGGUGAAUCAUUAUAAAUAGGGUUUUCUUUAUCCUUAACUGGAAAAGAAAUUCUCACCUAAUGGUUGCUCAAGGGAUCAAAGUGCUGAUUUAAAUCUGUGCACCUAAUGGAAAUGAGAGAUAGGAUUAUAGGAAUACUAAAUCUGAUUUGAACUGCCUUGAUUGAGUGUCUCGUUAUUCCUGGAUCACGCUCAUAUUCGGUUAGCAGUCAGUGUGUACAUGAACUAUCAACUGCAUCAUAACGAAUUUUAACUGAGAGAUCGUUCCUGUUUCAUAAAUCCAGUACUUGUAAUCAACAGCAUUUUCCAGUUCGUGUGUUGGUUCUAAAUGCAAUCUGCAGUUUGAUUUCCAUCCACUGCUUUCAUCCUUGAAUGAGGGUCUUUUCUAUCGGAUCAAUUCCCAUUGUUUGGAGGCCAUCAUUCUUCUGAUCUCUUGUUGCAACUUGGGCUGUGUAUAAGUUUGUCAGAAUCGAUAAUAUGUAGUUCCAUUGAGGUGAUAUGAAGACAAUAUAUUAUCAGCAAUUAUUCUGCAGCCCUACAACUAAUACUGUUCAUAACCAAAUUAAGCAUUUCAUCAUAAUUGACAUUAGGAUUACCAGUCCUUUUUUAUCUAAUGACAAUACAUGAAAACUGUAACUGUGCUUAAUGAUCCAAUUUGUGUGACCUCGUUCUCAAGUUUUCCACUUGCAACCCCAUAUCCCGUCUCUAUACCCAACAGAAAGAUAGUGAGAAAGCUCAACAGUUCAUUAAAGCUGAUGAGUAUGCAUGAAAUAGGAAACAAAUUAUUAGGGGACGCUUACAUUUCAAAGUUAGAUUUUACUUAACCUAAACUUUAUUAUCCACAUUUGUAGCUCAUUUACUUUGUGAGAAUGAUCAUUUCGAAACCUUUACUCUGACACUUCCAACUUACACGAGCAUUAAGUCACACUUGAUCAGUUCACAGAUAUUGACAAUCCUCAAAGAGGUGCAUAUGCAAUCUCACAUAUUGUACAUCAUUUAAAGCAAUUUCAUUAGCUGGUAUGCAUGGUUGUUAUUGUUGGAUGAAUAACCUGAAGGCUUAGUGCCAAUUAUCAUCUCAAGUGAUUUAGGAAUAACCAUAUAGCACUGGGAAGCAUGUUUUAUCAGGUUUUUGUGUGUGAAGCCUAGGCUUUAUGUGUUAGCAAUAUAUUUCAUUGCGAGUAAGUAUCUAUUUCUCUUGAGGCUGCUAUUAAAGAUCCAACCUACAAUUGAUUGGCAACAUGGAUGCAUCCUUACUUUGUUGGAUUCUUCAACUUUUCCAUUUUACAGGAAAAAUCUUUAGCAUCCGCGCGGAACUUGCACUUUGAAAGACGGGAUGAACACUCCAAGGCAAGAGGUUCGCCACUCUCCCCUAGGGAUGCUAGAGAUCACCGACCUAGCCCUGAGACUUCACAUAUGAAGAAAUCCAAGAUGAGCGACAAAGAUGCAGAUCCCAGUGAAGUGUUAUGGAUUGGAUUUCCUGCUCAGUUAAAAGUGGAUGAAUUUGUGCUAAGAAAGGCUUUCUCCCCAUUUGGAGAAAUUGAGAAAAUAACCACAUUUCCUGGUCGCACUUAUGCCUUUGUUCGAUUUAGAAAGGUGAUGGCAGCGUGCAGGGCUAAAGAAACACUGCAGGGAAAAUUGUUUGGAAAUCCUCGCGUACAUAUAUGUUUUGCUAAGAGUGAUUCAGGGACAUCCAAUCGGGAAAGAAGUUCAAUAAAUGGCCCUCCUUCACCACAUGUAGGAUCAUAUGAACGUGCUGGAUCUUUUGAGCGUUUCCAACAUGAUAGGAACUUCGGGAUUAUGCCUGAGGAUCCUGGUCUUAGAUCCCCUUACACCUCUAAUCUGGAUCCUGGUGAUCGCAAUAUUAUAGGUAGGGAUAAUAAUUUAUGGUCUGGUAGCAAUGAUGCCCUUGAACGUAGGAGAUACCUGGGGCAAGGACCCGAUAUGCGAUUACCUGGAAAUGUCUAUGAACAUCCUGAUAGUCCUCUAAGAAACUAUGGUGGUGCCCGCAUGCGCGAAUUCUCCCCUCCCAGUUUUCCUCGACAGGGUCCAAUCUAUGACGAUCCAUGGGGUUUGCCUGAAGACGUUUCCCUAUUGCCUGGUUCGAAGAAACUAAAAACAAGUUCAUUCCCUCCCGAGAAUGAUUUACCAGAAUAUCCAUUCUCAGAUCUGGAUAAAGCAAAGCAUAUCCUCCCCCAUGACAUUCCCCAAUCUGAGAGCCAUGAAAAAAUGUAUGAUUCCAGAAAUUCUGGAUAUAGACCAGUUCCCGAGCGUCUAUCGAGCAUAACUCCAGCACAAGUACACGGGGAAAGGGAUGAUCACUGGAGUGCCUUGCGCGAUGAUUACCAGGCUGGUUCGAUGCCCCCGCUUCCUGUUGAUCGAAGACGAUUGAGCCCUGAAAGAAGAGAAUCGUCUUCAAAAGAAGUGUGGAAAUGGGAGGGUGUUAUAGCUAAGGGCGGAAAUCCUAUUUGUCGGGCUCGCUGCUUUCCAGUUGGAAAACCUCCAGACAUGGUUCUACCUGAAUAUCUAGACUGCACGGCAAGGACAACCUUAGACAUGCUCUCAAAGCAUUACUAUCAAGCAGUUAGUGCUUGGGUUGUCUUUUUUGUCCCUGCAAACGAUCCGGACAUUUCAUACUACAAUGAGUUCAUGAACUAUCUUGGCGACAGGCAGCGUGCUGCAGUUGCAAAGCUGAACGAGGCGACCACCUUAUUCCUUGUCCCUCCAUCCGAUUUCUCCGAGAAAGUUCUUAAAGUUCCGGGGAAACUCAGCAUCUCAGGUGUUGUCUUAAGAUUAGAUACCCCAGGUUCCAGCUUUGGAUCCCUCCCACAGCAAUACGGCAGAGAACCUACUUUCCAGAGUGAUUUACAGUACCAGAAGCCGAUCUCACCUCAAGGGCAUUACUUGUCGCAUCAACAGUUUGUUAAUGAUGACAAAUCUGUGAAUUUGUCUUCUGGUUCUGUGUCUGCAAUGCAGCCCGGAACUGCACAGGGGCACGAUUAUGCUCGGCAACCAAACUGGUCGGCCCAUGAUAUGCAGACCUCAAAUGUGGCUGUUAAAACUUCUGCUACCGUGCAGCCGCCAUCAAACCUCCCGCCACCUCCCUCCAUGGAUCACCCCUACUCUGCAAUGGCAAGUCGGAACUACACACCUGAUAAUACUCAGAUGAGUGGAAACAGUAAGUUUUCAGUUUCGGAAAGGCCUUCUAUGCCUGCAUCCACGCCUCUUGCAAGUUUCCCGGCGGAGCAAGUGGCUCAGCUGGCAUCCUCCCUUCUCGGGCAACAGGGGCAACUCGUCGGCAUGGCAGGUUCUGCAGAGUAUGCACCAUUGGGAAACAUCAACCAAUCCAGUUACCCGUACAACAUGGCGCCCCCUAAUUAUGAAAUGCAGAAUGAUCACCAGGUGCCUUCUGAAUUCGCACAACAGCAGCAGCAGUACAGUCAAGUGCAGCAGCAGCUACCGCCGCCUCCGCCACCACCUCAAAUGAACCAACAGUUCCAGAAUGGCGGCGGCGGGCAGGAUGACGGUGAGGGAGAUCCGCAGAAACGGCUGCAGGCGACGCUGCAGCUGGCAGCUGCACUGCUUCAGCAGAUUCAGCAAGGCAAAGGGACUCAGAAAUCACAUGAUGGAUGAUGAUGAUGGAGAUCUUGAAAAUCUUAUCUGCACUGCACUUAUUGAAAGAGUGAUUUUAGAUUAUUAUUAUUAUUAUUAUUGAUAAAUAGAUAGUUCAGGCAGUCCUUGGAAUUGAAUUGAAUGGAAAUGGUGGUGUUUGUUUAUGCCUAAACUUUUCUGGUUAUGUUAUAUGCUGUGAUUUGGUAGUAGCACAAGUGUUCAUCGGGGAUUU